This is a messenger RNA of Trichechus manatus latirostris (Florida manatee), 1854 nucleotides long. RefSeq names its product TBC1 domain family member 22A (gene TBC1D22A). Gene Ontology annotation, biological process: activation of GTPase activity. Bases 275 to 1831 code for a protein of 518 amino acids. The transcript is spliced from 13 exons. The record is from RefSeq and is a predicted model, not a curated record. Gene Ontology annotation, molecular function: GTPase activator activity. Lineage: Eukaryota; Metazoa; Chordata; Mammalia; Sirenia; Trichechidae.
CCCUUCUCCGCUGCGCGCUGGACCUGCGCGCAACCGUCGCCCUUUAAUGCCGUCAGUCGUCCCGCGCCACGCGUCAGACGACACCUGGUACCGAGGCGGGACUUCCGGUCGCGUCGUGUGACAACUUCCGGAGAGAGGCGGAAGAGCCUCUGGGCUCUGUGGUCUGGAGUCCCGGGACCGCUUAAGGGCCGCCCGAGGGACAGGAGAGGUCCACUGUGGGCGGGCCGGCCACGCUCCGGUGUCGGGCCGCGGGCCUGAGGGAUGAGGAGGAGCUAUGGCCAGCGACGGGGCCAGGAAGCAGUUCUGGAAGCGCAGCAACAGCAAGGUCCCGGGCAGCAUCCAGCACGUGUACGGGGCCCAGCACUCCCCUUUCGACCCGCUGCUGCAUGGCACUUUGCUCAAGUCCACCCCCAAGCUGCCGAGCACACCGCUGAAGGCCAAGCGAGGCAGCACCUUCCAGGAGUUUGAGAGCAACACCAGUGACGCCUGGGACGCCGGGGAGGACGACGAUGAGCUGCUGGCCAUGGCGGCCGAGAGCCUGAACUCCGAGGUGGUCAUGGAGACAGCCCAUCGCGUCCUGCGGAACCACAGCCAGCGGCAGGAGCAGCACAGGCUGCAGGAGGCCAUGCUGCCCGAGGAGAGGCCCCAGCCUUGGGCACAGGCUCCCCCAGUCCCCGGCGGCGACCCCUGGCUGGUGAAGUCUGUCAGUGAGAGCCACACACCCCGACCUACAGAAAGUGGCAGCGAAGCAGGCCCCCUGCAGCGGUCACAGUCUCUCCCCCACUCCUCGACCGUGGCACUGAGCGGUGGGGUAUCCGACCACAGUGCCCUCGGCAGCUCGGCCCUGAGCGAGAGGGAGGCCUCCCGGCUCGACAAGUUCAAGCAGCUCCUUGCUGGUCCCAACACAGACCUUGAGGAAUUGAGGAAGUUGAGCUGGUCCGGAAUACCUAAGCCUGUCCGUCCAAUCACGUGGAAGCUUCUGUCUGGCUACCUUCCUGCCAAUGUAGACCGAAGACCAGCCACUCUCCAGAGAAAACAAAAAGAAUAUUUUGCUUUUGUCGAGCAGUAUUAUGAUUCCAGGAAUGAUGAAGUUCACCAAGAUACGUAUAGACAGAUCCACAUAGAUAUCCCUCGGAUGAGCCCAGAGGCUUUAACACUUCAACCCAAAGUGACAGAGAUUUUUGAGAGGAUAUUAUUUAUAUGGGCAAUUCGUCACCCCGCCAGCGGCUACGUCCAGGGGAUAAAUGACCUGGUCACUCCUUUCUUUGUGGUCUUCAUUUGCGAACACAUAGAUGGGGAGGACGUGGACACGGUGGACGUCUCUCGCGUUCCUGCGGACGUGCUGUGCGACAUCGAGGCUGACACCUACUGGUGCAUGAGCCGGCUGCUGGAUGGCAUCCAGGACAACUACACCUUCGCCCAGCCUGGGAUUCAAAUGAAAGUGAGAAUGUUGGAAGAACUCGUCAGCCGGAUCGAUGAGCCGGUGCACCGGCACCUGGAGCAGCACGAGGUGAAGUACCUGCAGUUUGCCUUCCGCUGGAUGAACAACCUGCUGAUGCGGGAGCUGCCGCUGCGCUGCGCCGUCCGCCUGUGGGACACCUACCAGUCGGAACCCGAGGGCUUUUCUCAUUUCCACUUGUACGUUUGUGCUGCUUUUCUUGUGAGAUGGAGGAAAGAAAUACUAGAAGAAAGAGAUUUCCAGGAGCUGCUGCUCUUCCUCCAGAGCCUGCCCACGGCCACCUGGGGUGACGAGGACAUCAGCCUGCUGCUGGCUGAGGCCUACCGCCUGAAGUUCGCCUUCGCAGACGCCCCCAACCACUACAAGAAGUAAGUGCAACGCCUCGGCCCCCCGGC